GAACAAUCCAAAAGUGAGUAUAGACUGUCAAAUAUUUGCACAAAUAUGUAAUGGGAUAAAAUUUUAUUAUUCUUACACACCUAACAAACUUGAAGGCAUUAUCAUCACAAGCAGAACGAGUGCCUAAGAACACGUGGCAGCAUCUUCGCCGUUCAAUAUCAUCUUUUUUUACGCAGGCCCAUCGUUAAAUAUUAAAAUGGCGCCAAUUGGUAGGCAGCCAGCCUCCAUUAAUAUUCCCCUUUUAUAAACCAGAAAAAUCCGCAGCCAUUAUCUUCUUCGCCAUUAUUAUCGAAUAAAAUCUCUAAAGCAUUUGUGCAUCGCAACUCAAUCAACCGGACCAGAGCACCCAGGAAAUCCGCUGUCCUGUCGAGAGGAGCGUUUGCGAGGACAGGAGGCGGCUGAGGACGAUGGCGGAGCCGGAGAACGGGCGCGGCGGCGCGGCGGCGGAGGAGGAGGAGAGGCUGUUGGUGGAGGAUGUGGCGGUGCUUGAUUUCGACAUGCUCUGCGCGACGGUGGCGAUGCAGGCGCACAAGGGGAAAUGGGGGAAAUUGAACGGGGGGAACGGAGAGGAUGAUUUUGCUGCCGAUUAUUAUCAAUACGGCGGCGGGGUGCACAGAAUGUGGGAGGGUGAGCUAGUUAAUGAUUGCUUGGACGAUCGCCGGAUCGCUCUCCAAUCCACCUGCUGUCCAUGCUAUAGAUUUGGUAAGAAUAUGAAACGAGCUGGCCUUGGUUCUUGUUUUCUUCAGGGAUUCAUUCAUCUGAUUCUUGCCAUCAUUGCCCUAUGCAAUCUGCUUGCAUUUGUAAUUACCAGAAGAUGCUACUUUCUGUACUUGGCCCUUACUUUUGUGCUCUCAGUUGGAAUAUAUCUGGGAUAUCACCGUAUGCAGAUGAGGAAAAAGUUCAAUAUAAAAGGCGAUGAUAGUUCUAUCGACGACUGUAUAUACCAUCUUAUCUGCCCAUGCUGCACUCUGUGUCAGGAAUCAAGGACAUUAGAGAUGAAUAAUGUCCAAGAUGGCACGUGGCAUGGCCGAGGGGACACAAUAUGUAUAGGAAGCUUAUCCGAGGAUACUAAACUUUGUUUGGAGUUGAGCCCACCUUUUGUUGUUUCAACAAAGUCUCCAGAAUUGUUGAGCAUGCAGAAAGCCUCGAAAAAUGAUAGCACGAAUUUUACUACGACUCAAGUAAAGCAUUCUUCUCUUUUGGUCCCACCGCUCGAUUGAGGAUCUUGUUUCAAUACAUUGCGCCACAAGACUAAGUUAAAAGUGCUCCGAGUUUUAGUUGGGGUGGUGAAAUGUUGUUUGAAAAUCUGGAAAAAAUGAAUAAAUUUCCUUUGCACGAAAAUAUGGUGACCAUGUCAAGAUAAUUGGUCCAGGCUUGAUGUACAUAUGUAGAUAUUGUUAACUAGGGCUGCAAAUGUAUGUAGACUUUAUAGAGUUUGUUGAGAUGUAACUUAUAAAGUAUUUAUUUUGCCUUUCUCCUUAAGAUAAACAUCUCACAUUAAGUUGUUGAACUCUAAAAUGUUAGCCAUGUAAUUAAGUUAUAAAGUUCGUAUAAAAAUCACUUCUUGAA
Molecule: messenger RNA, 1569 nt
Organism: Striga asiatica
Lineage: Eukaryota; Viridiplantae; Streptophyta; Magnoliopsida; Lamiales; Orobanchaceae
Source: the annotation of a GenBank genome assembly